GAUGUCUUUUUAUUUGUUUUCAAUAUUUACAUUAUCUCGGCUUAUAGACCUCCUUCUUAUGAUUUUAAAAAUAAUUUAAAAAAGAAAAGAAAAGGAGAAAUAUCCAGCAAAAAAGAAAAAAAUCCAAAAUUUGAGAAACAAAUCUCCCUCAAAUUUUGUGAAAAAGAUCCCAGUCGAUUUUCUGUUUUCACGAAUCGAAUAAACCGCCUCCGAGCCCCAAGUUAAUUCCCAAACCACCCCCACCACCUUCUUCCCCAAGUCUCAUCUCCCCUUGCAUCCUCACCGUCCAUCUCAUCAACAAACUCUUGUCUACAGCUCGUGUGUACUGAAGGCUGAAUCCUUCCAGGACACGUUCGUAAUUCUUCAAAGUCCCGCACCCAUUUUCGUCCAAUCAAAAUUCAUCCAACUAAAUGCCAAAACUACCCGGAUUUUGCAAUCGUCGGUGACAAUAAGAGCCCAAGAAUUCCGUCAAUGGAGUGGCAGCCGCAGCCGCAGCCGGAGCUGGUGGGUGUUGCCCCGAUGACCACCGUCCUCCUUCACUGCGCCGACCUGCUCGGCGCCUACGACCUCGCCGGCUGCCGCAUGCACGCGCUCACCGUCCACCACUCUGAUCCGCGUCACCCCGGUCCCGUCCAGGCACUCGCUAUCGUCGACGUCCUCCUCGCCUCAGAGAAACGCCUCCGUCACGGUCACCGCGACUGGUACUCCAUCCUCCAGGUGCGGGCCACCUCGCGUCCUGAGGUCGUGCGGGCCCAGUUUGCUAGGCUCGUCCACCUCCUGGACCCGACCAAGAACAAGUUCCCUUUCGCCGAGUACGCGGUAGGGCUCGUCGUGAACGCAUAUCGCGUCCUCUCCGACCCGGCGGCGAAGGCCAAGUACGAUGCGGAGGUGGCCCCGCCGGCGACGUUCAACACCGUCUGUCCGUACUGCUACUACAUCUUCGUCUACAAGAUUACGUACAAGGACCGCUGCCUCCGGUGCCAGAGCUGCCGGAGGGCUUUCCACGCUGUUGCUGUCGACGGGCCGCUGCCGGAAAUCAUCACAAUCGUGGGUGCGGACGGCCGCGUGGAGGAGGGGUAUUGUUGUCGCCUGGCAGGCUUCCACCUCCAGUAUCAGUUGAAUCCCGACGUGUUGGAAGCCGAAAAGUCGGGCGACGCCCCUUUUGUGAAGGUACCAUCAAUGGAAGAAGAAGUAGUACGACGACAAGGCGGCCUUGGAGGUUCUAAUGGGGCUGGAGGGGCGGUGAGAGUCGAAGUCCCAAAGGAUGAGCAAAGGCCGAGGAAGAUGAGGGUGAAGACUACAGCUAAAACCACAAAGAAGAUGAUGGGAAGAGGAGUUGGAAAUCCAAUUCUAGCCCCACAACCGCAAACUAACAAUGAUGCCGAUGGGAUUGUUUCGGAGGUUAAAGAUGGCGAUGGUGAUGGCUUUGAGGAUGACUUCAAGUUCACAUUCGAGGGCGAUGACAUUUUUGUCGAAUGUUUCAGCGGCAGUCAGAUGGUUCUUUGAUUUCAUGUGGACAGGUUAAAGAGAAAGCAGAGCUGCAGAUAGUUAGAUGUAUAGAAAAUGGGCAUCUCUUUGUUCAUUGGGGUAAAGGAUGGUCAUGAAGCUUUAGGAUGUGCACAGAAAGCUUGUGAAGCUAAAAUGAUCAAUGCACCUAAUGUUUUUUUGAGGUUA
This is a messenger RNA of Punica granatum (pomegranate), 1674 nucleotides long. NCBI's taxonomy places the organism in Eukaryota, Viridiplantae, Streptophyta, Magnoliopsida, Myrtales, Lythraceae. The record is from RefSeq and is a predicted model, not a curated record.